AUGAUAGAAAUUAUACAUCCUUUAUCAUCAAUGCUUCAAAAGGAUUGAUGACACCACCGUGGUAACACCUAGAAGUCGGCUCUUUAGUUAAGUCUGGUUUGCGAACUCGGCAAACAUUUCGUAAUUUUCUUCUCCAAGUCGGAUAAGCCCGAACAAUUAGACGCGUACCAUUUGAAAUCAAUUUUUUUGAACGACCCUUUUAUUGUGACGAAUCGCUUUUAACUUUAAUAUUUGAAUAUUAAAAAAACUCUACCCCAUCCGGACCCUGUGGGGAGUUUCACAUCCAAGUAAGAUUUAAAAGAUCUUAUUUACUAAACUCUUCGAUCUGGAAUCUGACGCCGAAACCUUACCUGAUAUAUCACCAACAGAGCAGAGAUUGUCAAGUUAACUCGAUUGUUUUAGCGAAGGAGGGAUUGAACACACAGGGAUUUUCAUCCAGUGAUUAGAUAAGAGACGGCUGUCACUAGAAUUACUUUUCUUUGGAGCAGACGUCAGGUCUAGAACCAACUAUGCAUUCUUUGUGCGUAAACCUCUUCUUGUUUAUUCUUUCAUCGAUUUCGUCGGAAAAUUACGGCUUCCCACACGACACACUAACACCAAGUACAGUUGCUGACGUCAUAGAAGUGUCAGCCAAUCGGGAUAUAUCUGAGGGUCUUGGUAGUACGUCAGCCACGCCGUCCUCUACCUCCAUAUCGAACCUCGUUGAUGACGACGAUGUUACGUCCGGUGCAGGGUUUCUUGAUACAGACUUCAUCGAUCACGCCUCUACGAACGAUGUGGACGAUGCCUCCGAUGUCGGGAGGGCUGUCGCGGAUCUAUCCCAGGCCGGUAUUUACCGUGACGACACACCUAGCAACAAAAAUGAUUUUACGUCCCAGGACGGUUUUCCAUGGUGGUCGCUUAUGCUUAUUCUCCUCGCUACGGUCGUGAUCAUCAUCGCCAUCGCACUCCCGUUCGCUCUCUACAACCGCCAUCUCAACAGACGACGCGCGGUCAUCAGGAACAGCAAAAGGGCAUCGGAACUCAUCGUCGAUUCGUGGAUGGCAGCGUCUCAAUCAUCCAUCCCCGGGGGGUCCCCAUCGACAUCAUCUGACAGCGGUAACGAAUUCGAUGUCCAAGGCACUAGUAACCAAGAUACCACGGAACGGCAGUCGAAUAGGGGAAUGAUGGUCAUGGACGAUGGGACUAACCAAGAACAUUUUCUUGGAGCAGAGGGUGGAUGCUGAAUUUAGGUUAUAAAUAAUAUAUUUUAAAUGAAGAAAUAUACGUAACGGCAGCGCUAAAGGCCCUCUCACAAUUUUACAAACCGAUUAUUAAGACAGACUUUCAGAUGAAAAGACUGCAACGGUCUGUGUGAUAUCGCUAAAUAAUACUUCGGACUAAUCAUUCCAUUGUGUUAUUUCUUUUGUCAUGUUUGUGGGAAGAGGUAUAGGUGUGUAUGUGAGACUAAGAGGGCUAAUUAUCGCUCCAAACAUGCCAAAGUUUCCUAGGGAUAACGGUAUUCUCUUUUAGUGAGAUGGAAGCUUUAUUUUGCAUUGUCGUGUUCAAUGAUAAACAAGAGGUGCAAUGAAAUUUUCCUCUUUUUUCUGUUGGUCAAGACAUGGCCAAGUUCUCAAGAAAUUAGUAGAAUGCUGGGAAAUUCGUCAUAUCAAAGGCAAUAACCGCAUGAGAUAAUGUCAAAGCAGAUGAAAUUGUAUUAAAACAACAUUUUCCAUGUAUCAAUACCCGGAAGGGCGUUACGGAUAGAGAACGCGUAUAUUCUACUUUUUUCUUGUUCAAUAUGUAGACCACAAUGCAAUGUGAUAGCGCCGACUGAGCUAUCAAAAGAUAAGUAUUGAAUAAUUAAAUUGAAAUGACUGAAUAUGAAACCAUGGUAACACAGAUUUCUCUUUCACAUCGCUGGAUAAUAUGGCCAAUUAUCACUUGCGCAUGCGCUAGGUAGUCAGUCCUACGGAGCGAAUCAGUUUUACAUCCGUUCUCAAUCAAUCGACCGUUCGUUUAGGAUCUGUUUCAAACAAAAUGCAUUUACGAUCGCAUUAUAAUUAGGCCUGUUCGGUUUGAACAAAGAAAGGGCAAUCCUAUAGUUAUAUGUAAAGUUGCAUACAUAUCAAAUCUAAAAUAAGGUUUGAUAUGUAUUGUAAUACAUCCCUACUGCAUGUAAUCUGUACCAUGUCUAUCUCACCUUACAUAACAUAAGUUCAAAGAAUUAUAUAAUUAAUUGUGAUAAAUCGUAACUUACUAAUCUAUGCUCCAAUAAAUGACACAAACGUUCGUUAUUUAAUGGAACAAGACUAUAAUAAAAUGUAUAUUGUAUUCGGAGAAGUAUAGCCUUAAUUUGAUUAAUAUAAAAUUAGUAUCAGUCACUAGCGUACCUACGGGGGGCAGACUGCCCCCCCCCCCGCCGCUUACGAGCUUAAAAUACCUUUUUUGCCCCCCCCCCCGACGAGAUUGAAUACCUUUAUUUAUUGCCCCUCCCCGACGAACUUGAAGCCUUUUUUUUGCUUUUCAUUUUUUUUGGCGGACGGUUUGCCCCCCCCCCUGUGGAAAAUCCUCUUAUUAAGAUCAUUGGCCGACAAUCUUUAAGUUUGACAAAGUUCACUGAUCUAGUUAACGAGCUAUGGCCCAGAAGACAAAUGAAACCAAAACUUUCUACAUACAUGAGUAUUUUAAACGUUGAUCCUGCAAUGUUGGGCAUACGGAAACAGGUAAGCAUACAUGUCUGCAGUUAAGUAUUUCGUACCCUGAUUUUCCUUUUUUUUUUCGAGGCUUAAAAAAAAUAGAAAAGAGUUUCACACACCAGUUAAUGCUCAAAUGUAACUAUCAUCAGCGUCGCCGAGAUACUGAUGAUCAAGCAUUAUUAUAACGAAUAAUCAAAUCAAAAUUUAUAAACAAGUGAAUUCAGUAAACCCAUGUCCUUUUCACAGCAAUCAGAGGCGGUUGAUAUCAAUAUCUUGACUGCCACUGUGCUUGGAGUGAGACUACUUAAAAACAUCAAAAGCAUUAUUCAUAACUUAAACCAUAGGAGGAUUUCAUCCAUUUGAUUUCAUAAACCACCAUCUUCCAUAUGCUCCUGUAUGAAACACGAAAAUCGAGGAGGGUGGGGUGGGCAAGCAUACAAGUAUCCCCCCACGCUGAUUGCUGCCAGUGACGUAUGCGAUCUGAUUAUUGGAAAAUUGAAACAUGAGCUUGCCAUACAUUAGACAUUUGUUUUUUUAAUCUGCUCAAGAUCGAGGGUCGAUUCCCCCGAACAUUGAUACAUUAUAGUGAAGGUAGGCCUGUGUGGGAUCAUGGACCUAUGAUGGGAUGUAUACGUUCUUAUAACGUGUUAUGGUGUGGUUUGAUUGCCUGUGUAUGUAUUAUUUCGUCGGUCCUCAAACAAUAUUACACCUAUGUCUGAAAUGACUGAAAUUACCUGGGUAUACCGUUUACUGUAUUUUAACUCAAAAUAUGAUGUCCCCCCCUUUUUUUUCUUUCAGCUAUGAUAUGGUGAUAUGCCGGGGGGCAUAUAUCUGAUUCAUGUAGCGGACGUCAUGCACGCCACCCGACGUUAAUAUUACGAAAUAUUGUAUUCUUAAUUACCUUACUUACGUUAUUUAUACGUAAACUGACUCUUGCAAUAUGUUUUACAUGUAUAAUGAAGCUCUGAUAUAUAUUGUAAUAUACCAUGUAGUGUCUUCAACAAGUAUACAUGAAAUCAGUGUUAUAUACUGAUAAUAAAUGUUUAAGUAGCAACCUUACUGUAACCAUAGUUCUUUAUACAUGUCAAUAAGAGGUAUGUUAGAUGUCUUCCUUGUGGUUAUUGCUAUCAUGACUAUAUUAACCCUUUUCAUACAAUGUCAUAACUGGAAUGUUAAAUUACUUGUUUCAUUAUUUCACAUUUAUAUGGGAAAAUGAUAAAGCUUUGGGCAAGUUUCUGUAAACGAAAUUGGGAUAACAAGAUAAAACAGAAUAAACAUCGCAUUGGUCAGUGCCACUGAGAUUGUCUGGUUAGAGAGGAAAUGAAAUGUAGGAAAACCUACUAUACAGAUUAGGGUAAUGCUAUUAAAUAGAUAUAUACCCAUCAAUGCAAUAAUAUAUUUAUAUAUUUAUAAAACUCUAUUUAUUUUUACAUCCUUCACCUUUCACUGACAAUCAUCAGUUUUAUAUGAUAUAAUAAUUAUAUACAAAUAUUAUGUGAUGUAUCAUGUACUAUGAUCACUUGUGUUCAAGCUGAAUUUCAAUGCACUGUAUAAUGGACAAUAUAGAAAUUGAAUCAAUUGAAUUGAGUAAAAAAAUAAAGUCGGAUGAACGCUGUGUACUUGUAGAAGAAGAUCACAAUUGAUUUGCUUUAGUAAAUGAUAUUGAUAUUAAAUUGCUUAUUAUAAGUGAGAAGAAAACUUUUUUUUUCGAAGGUACAGAACUCUUCUAUUGGCUUUGCUUUCUUGGCUUUCAUACCAAUAUUUUUUUUCAGUUAUUUUCGCCAUUCUUUCCCUCUUUACUGUUUGAACGGUGUAGAUAUUUUGUGGGUGGA
This is a messenger RNA of Lytechinus variegatus (green sea urchin), 4510 nucleotides long. RefSeq lists its product as uncharacterized. The coding region runs from base 510 to 1226 and encodes 238 amino acids. The transcript is spliced from 4 exons. The record is from RefSeq and is a predicted model, not a curated record. Lineage: Eukaryota; Metazoa; Echinodermata; Echinoidea; Temnopleuroida; Toxopneustidae.